GUGAUCUUUCCGGUUGACGAUCAUAAUUCUCAACUCAGAGUAGUGCAAGGACCAGUGAAGAAUAGACCUGCAGAGCCACUUCACCACGUUGUUUUUACUCUUUCUGAUUUGCCAAAUGCCCCAUCCUACAGCCUGUUUCGGUCCACUGUUGUCGAAGAUGCAGUUGAUUUAUGUCGUCGUUGUGUUGAAUGCAAAAUCCUGUUCAGAAUCUUAGGUAGUUUCAAUAAUUUUUUUUCAAUGACUAGAGCACUAGAUUCCUGGAUCGGCCUUUUCAGAUCGUUCCAAAGACACGAAAAAACCGAUUAG
This is a messenger RNA of Angiostrongylus costaricensis, 306 nucleotides long. The record is from the annotation of a GenBank genome assembly. NCBI's taxonomy places the organism in Eukaryota, Metazoa, Nematoda, Chromadorea, Rhabditida, Metastrongylidae.